GCAGUGAGGGGGGUGGAGUUGGACUUUGGAUAGGAGUCUGCAAUCCCACUUUCCAUUGCCAGCCUCCAGAAUAAAGCAAACUUUCCUUUCUACCGACAUGUGCCUCUCUCUGUAUUGGCUUUCCAGAGGCAAGCAGCCGGACCUGCAUUUCGAAGGCUCAGGAUAAAAGGCAAGAGAGUGCCACACAAGCAGCCACCCUGACAGGGUUUCUCGUCGAAUCAGGGGAGACCAUGACCUGCUGUGAAGGAUGGACGGCGUGCAAUGGAUUCAGCCUGCUGGUUCUGCUUCUGUUGGGAGUAACUCUCAACGCAAUACCUCUAAUUGUCAACUUAGUUGAUGAAGACCAUAGUUUUCAAAACCCCAUCUCUUGCUUUGAAUGGUGGUUCCCAGGAAUUAUUGGAGCAGGUCUGAUGGUCAUUCCAGCAACAACAAUGUCCUUGGCAGCAAGAAAAAGAGCGUGUUGCAACAACAAAACCGGGAUGUUCCUUUCAUCACUUUUGAAUGUAAUCACUGUCAUCGGUGCUGCGUAUUGCCUGCUGGUGUCCGUCCAGGCUCUCUCGGAAGGCCCUCUCAUCUGUAACUCUCAAGGCAACAGUACUUCCACUUGUGAAUUUUCAUUUAACAAUUUGACUGCCUAUCGCCUAGAACCCUUCAAUCUGCAGUGGUUCUUCAACGACUCUUGUGUUUCUCCUACGGAUUUCAACACCCAAGCCGUCAGUGACCCAGGGGCCUGGGGCGGGGGAAGAAGAUACACCUUGCACUUCAAUUCUACAGAGAACAGACACAGGAUCAUCCAUUUCUCAGUGUUUUUAGGUCUCCUGCUUGUGGGAAUUCUUGAGCUCCUGUUUGGGCUCAGUCAGAUCAUCAUCGGCUUCCUUGGCUGCCUGUGUGGUGGGGUCUCUAAGCGAAGAGGCCGAAUUGUGUAGCUCACGAAUGAUAAAAUGGAAUUACUAGUUUGAACUAUUUGAGAAGGACGUUUAAAAGACACUCUUCAGAUGCUAGAAGCUCAAUCAUGGAACACUGCCUAGAAAGCUGGAUGAGUUAAGCUUCAUCCAGAAGGUUGUUUUUAAAGCCACCUUUGAGGUGAUCUUAAAAAAAAAAAUCAAUUUUCACACAUCAAGCAAGUUGGUUAAUGCACAUUUUCAUAUGGAAAGAAAAAAAAUCAUCACUGGUUGACUUUGGGGAGAAGUGGACAGAAGCUUUCAACUUGUGUCUGUCUGUGCUCCCAUAUUCUUCGAAUUUUCUAACUAUUCUCAUGUGUGGAGGGAGGACAAGUGGGAACAGAAGCUGGAAGUCAAAGUAUGGGGCCUUUCUAUUUUAUUUCUUUACACUUUAAAGGGAUAAAUAUAUACAGCUGACCCUGGAACGACAUGGAUUUGAACUGUGCGGAUCCACUUAUAAGGCAGAUUUCUCCCAACAGCACAUACUACAGUGCUACUCACGCUGCAACUGGUUGAAUCUGGGGGUGCAGAGCCGCGGACACGGAGGGACCAUGCAUAUGGAGGGCCAACCACAGGUUAUGUGUGGAUUUCUGACCACGUGGGAAGUUGGCACCUCUCCCACCCCUAAAUUUUUCAAGUGUCAACAGUCAUCUGAAUGUCAUCAGGUUUUUAGACCUAAUUCAGCAUAUAGGAAAUCCGGGAAAAAAGGACAUAUUUAGGCAAAUUCAAAAGGUGAGACAGUAAACACACAAUAGCCCCCUGUUCUCAGCAAGUUUAAAAUAAAAGGUUGGAUGGGUUGAGGGAACUAUUCUAGACUGAGAUCAAAGAGACAGACAUGAUUCAAAUGGAUUAUGCAGACCUUGUUGGGGACAACUGGGAAAACCUGUGUAAGGACUGGUUUAGGUACUAUUAAGGACUUAUUAAUUUUUAUUGCUUGAUAAUGGUUUUAGGAUUAUGCAGUAAAAUGUCCUUGUUUUUUCAGAAAUGCAUAUUUAUGUGUUUGGAGGGAAAUGACAUGUUUUUAAAAUAUUCCAGCCAAAAAAAUAAAGCAAUGGAAAAAUGUUAAUUGUUGUAUUUAGGUGAUAGGUAUAUGUCAAUUCAUAUAAUCUUCGGUUUUCCUAUGUUUGCAUUUUUCAUAAUAAUUAAAAAACAAUAAAUACCUAGGAAAAAACUCAGUCUUUCAAAACCUGACUUAUAUAUAUGCCAAGCUUUAAAAGACAGGAUAACAGAAUCUGUGUAUUUUCCAUAUUAAAAUGUUAUAAAACAGACAAAACUAAAAAUGGCAAUUUUCUGAAUAGGAUCAUUCCUGCAUUUUAUUUCAAUUAUUUAUGUUUACUGGGCUUAAGGGUCUAGAAAUAAUUCACAAUGCCUGUAUUAGAGAUGGCCCCCUUCCCCAAUUCAUAAUGUCAAGAAUUUACAAGUUUUUUUUUUUUUUCCCUGAACCCAUUUGCUGUGCGUACCUUCUCCUUAUGCUACUAUAAACACCAGUUUGUCCUUAAGGUCUGGCUUCAACAUCUCCUACUUGAGAAAGCCUUCCCAGACUGCAGGAUUCCAACAACCUAAGCACUCACCCAAACCACUGUUACCAUACCUGUCACAAUGUAACACGCUUUUGUUUGUAAGUCCAUCACUGUAAGAGAAUUUAAGAGAACAGGGACCAUGUCCUUCUCAUCCAUUCUUCCACCAAGCUUCAGUUCCUCAACAAGGCCUCUCCUCCCCCAGCCCUACCCACCACCCAUCUAAUCUCUAAGUCCUCUCCAUCCUGCAGACCCCAGCACAAGCAUCUCUUUUCCUGCGAGGCCUUCCCUGAGCACCUAGUGAAAAGCAGGGCUCCCUUUCCUCUUUCCUUUAGCGUUCUUUCAUUUACAGGACUUAUCACCAUGGCAACAUUUUAAUUUGUGCCUCUUUCUUAAAUUUCACUCUCCCUUGAUAGAGCGUAAACUGCACGGGUGCAGGGGUUUCCUUGAUUCACUCCUGGUAUACGCAGUCCCAGGGACAGUGCCUGAUAGCGACUAGGGCCAUUAUGAAUAUUUUGCUACAUGAAUGAAUGAGUCCUAUCUUCAGUACUCAGAUUUCAGUGAAGACUCAACGCCUAUUAAGUGAAUGUCUAACUCCUAAGAGCUGUAAAACUAAAACACAGGUAAAAUGAACAUGACAGCUCCCUGUACUUGACUGAACAAGUCAGGGGUGAUGCAUAUGAUGUUCAUCACCCUGGAGGUGGGCGGGAGAUAACCCGUUCUCCACAGGGUCAUGAACACACAGAGACGUAAGCCUCUCACUGGUACCUAAACUUACAAACGCACGUCUGCGUACACACACACAAAUGCACGUAGGCAUUUACGAAGCUCAUUGCUUUUAUUUCUCACUUCCAUCCCCAUGUUCAGUCUUGUUUUGUAAUCUUUACACUUUAUUAUUUUUUUACUACGUCCACCAUCUGAAACACUCUCUCCUGUCCCUAUUCUUCAGCAUAUAUCUCAAGCUCCUUCGCCUCAAUACAAUUGUUUUUAUAAUCCUCUAACUUAAUAAGCUUUACUUUCCUGCUCGUCCAUGAAUGCGUCCAUUCCUUAAGAGCAGGGAUUGUGGCGUAUCUGCUGUGACCACUUAACUACUGAGGUCGGGGCGGUGCGCACGCAAGUCUCUCCUUAUUGACAUAAUACGUUGUCAGCAAAAGAACAGUUACGGUAAUUAGACGUUUCCAAACUUGAGGCCAGAAAAAGUUCAAUUUCAAAGUCAAAGAUAAUUAAGAAGCUGGAAAACAGACAUUGAUGCAGGAAAGGAAGGAACGCUCUCUUGCAAAUACAGUUUCAUCAAUUCUCUCUCAAAGUAUAAACCUGCAAAUGCUUCAACAAGUAUUCCCAGAAAUGAAAAAAAUAACUCAACCUUUGGAGUUCUGAAAGGAGCGGAACAACGUACUUGCUACACUUCACACACUUACGACGUGGCUGUGAGUGAGUAGGGAGUGUGUUAGGCUGAUCACUGCUUUACCGGCCCUGACUGAUCCCUUUCUCCCACUGUUCCCUGCAGCUGGAAUCUUUUCUUCAUCCUCUGCUUGUUGAAAUCACAGAUUUAUUUCAAGGUUCAGCUCAAACAGUUCUCUAAGAAGGAUUUCCUGACCAGGAACGAAUUUGUUCCUUUCAAAACCACUUUCUUACAGUGACGAGCAACUUCUAGGGGAGGGAGGCUGGCACAGCAGAGCUUGGCUCUGGAGGUAGAGAUUCAGGCAGUCUUUUAGAUCUGUGGCAAGGUGGAGACACGUUUCUUUGCUGUCCCUUUUGGAAUGGCAUGUUGAUUUCUCACUUACCCUUUUGCCUGGGGAGUAGUUCUCUGGGGUCCCAGAUUCAAGCAGGAGUCUCCUGUUACAGCUAGCAUCUGCUUAAGAAGACACGGAAUUGUAUCUCCUGCCCCCUGUACAGCCAUUAAGGGAGAAAGUCCUAGAAUUCCAGUGUUUGAUAAAACAGGGAGAAAUACAGCUUUUAUGUUUAUCUCCAAGAAUUCUUGCUUUUAUUUCAUUUUUGACCUUUGUGGAAUUCUUUUCAUGCCUGCCCAAUAAAAGAGGUACUAAUUUUAUCCUUUUUUUUAAACAUUUUUGUAGUUUCAAUUGGGAGGUUUACUCAGAGAAAUUACCUUGUGAUAUAAAGACAGAACUAACACAAUUAACUACAUCAUUAGAAUAUUAUAAAAGUCAGAAGACUGCACUGGGUGAAAAAAACUAUCACCAAACUCAUGGUAAACCCUAGGAAGUAAAGAAUCCCCACUUCAAGUUUUUCUUCUUUUGGAAGGACAGGGGAGAAUCAAGAAUAGAACAGUGCAGUCUACUUAGAUCUAAAGACUCUCCCCUGAGUUCUCAAAACUCACUGCCUUGGUAAAGAGAUAUUGAAGAUACAUGGCGAUGCUGCCUCUAACUAAAAUUCUACCCACUUCUGAACCAACACAGGGAGAGUUUGAGAAUUAAAGGCUCCCAGGACUUGGUUUCACUGAUGCAUUUAAUUCUCACGAGAUUUAGCGUAUCAGCUAAAUACAAUGGGAAAAGCAACACAGCUCAAGAUAUUUUCAUCUGAACCACUUUACAGACACUACAGAUUAGAAUAAAAUAGCUGUAACAAAACCAGCACCUAGCACGACCGGCACAAAGAUAUCUGAAAGGAAGCAAGUUAGAUUCCUGCCACCUGUCAAGGCAUUAAUUACAUUAUCUGUUCCAGAGCUGGAAAGACUUAAGUUCAUAUAAAGUAAUAUGAUACGGAACAAAGCUCCCAGCACAGUAUGAUGAAAUGAAAUCUUUCAAUAGACAAACACAGCUUUGGUUGACAGUUUAUUAAAUGCGCUACAUUUGCACCUUAUUCUGUGGUUUUUUAAAUCUCUCACACAUGGGCUUAGUAAAAAUGUACUUUAUAGAAAACCAUCUGCAAAACUAAAAUAAAAAU
This is a messenger RNA of Vicugna pacos (alpaca), 5362 nucleotides long. NCBI's taxonomy places the organism in Eukaryota, Metazoa, Chordata, Mammalia, Artiodactyla, Camelidae. The record is from RefSeq and is a predicted model, not a curated record.